Molecule: messenger RNA, 999 nt
Organism: Camponotus floridanus (Florida carpenter ant)
Lineage: Eukaryota; Metazoa; Arthropoda; Insecta; Hymenoptera; Formicidae
Exons: 1
Coding region: 1-999 (332 amino acids)
Source: RefSeq, a predicted model, not a curated record
AUGGAGUUAAAUCGCACCGAAAACUUUUUCCAACACGUUUCUCAACGAUUUGAUGACAACUGCACCACACUGUUAAAAUCAUGGAUUAAAUGCAAAAAGAAGAUCCACAUUUUGAAACAACAAUUGACUUUUCUGAUUCGUUGCCGAAGAUACGAUUUGAUUCCUACACACAUCACUAAUAUAAAAAUUGACGUCGUGUUUCGUAGCAAUUGUGUUAAACGCAAGUUCGAUAAUUUUAAAAAAGCAAAUCAGUAUAAAUUAUUGAACUUCGAGAUUGAAGAUCAAAACAUAAAUUUGAAUUAUCUACAAAGCAAAGUUGAAAACAUUGAAAAAUGUCUCUUUCAAUGGUUACCGCAUGAUUUGGUGAAAGAAUUUUUUGUACUUAAUAAACAGAGACUCACAUCCUUUGAUUUCAGUGUAAAAAACAACUUGAUCAAGAAGUUCAAUAAUUUGAAAUUAAAAUACAACACUUGUAGCCAGCCUUUUUCAAACAUUGAUAAGUCUAAGUGGUUUGUGAACCUAAGCAGCAAAAACAUACCGGACACGGUCUCUGAUUUGUUGAGCCUCGGUGACAGUUUUGCAUUGCCUAUUGUACAGGAUCACAAUAAUGAUCGUACCAAUUACGUUCUGGAUGUCGUCAAAAAUUUUGAAGAAAAGAGCAAUAUUUUACCCACGGAUUCCAUUGAAACAACCAGGAUUUCCGUGGCAAACAUUCUCCAAAGGUUCCUCUCCACCAAAACACAUAUUAAUUAUGGUGAGAGAUACAUCCUUAACUCCUUUAAUGCUUCUAAGAGAUUUUUACGCGAGAAUAACGAUAUUAUGGUCACGAGAGCUGACAAGGGUCAGAUUACCGUGGCUAUGGAUAAAAAAGAUUAUUUUAACAAUAUGGACAUGCUGCUGGGGGACCAAAUCACUUACAAAGAAUUGAAAAGGGACCCUUUGAACAAAUUAACUAACAAUCAAUGGGUCAAUGGGUUAGUCAUGGAAUCAAUGGGUUAG